AUGCACUGUAACGAGCUUUCACAGGAUAAGGUCACCCUGGGGGAGUCACACAAGGUGACGCUCAUUGCCAACAAUGAGGAGGCUGCGCUCACUAUUGCGCGAGCCUUUGCUAAGAUACCUGUUGACAAGGUGUGGCUUGAUCACACGCUGUACUUCGCUGGCGAGGAAGGAGCUACUAUGAUCGGCGAUACCCAAGCUGCUUUGACGGAGGCAUACGUUAAGGUCUUCCCGAGAGAGUACCUACUGGAUUUCAGCGGCGCGUUCCAGUACAGCUGCAAUGAAGCCUCGCAGGCUCCGAAGUACACGUCAGACAAUAGGUAUGAAGUUACGCUAACAUGUGGCAAGCGUGACGAUGAUGAUGAGCCGGAGCAAAAAGAUCAAGUCGUGACCAUCGCCUUCUCCACGGCUUCCAAGGCCAUUGGUUUCUCUAAUGCAUUCGGAGGCCUACUGUACCACGAGGUUGAGUUCGAUUCUACUAUCCUACACACUGUGGACUACAUCUCACUCGUACCAGAACAGCAUAUGCAAAGGGAAGAGAUAUACCCAUUGAAGAGAGCUACCGUGGAGUUCGACCUCAAUGGUCGUCUCACUUCUCGUCGUAUCGAGUUUUUACGUGCGGAUGAGCAUUACGGAGGUGGCAACGGCAAACGCACUUAUCAUCCUGUUAAAUUCGAGUGCGAUGAGGAGCUCCUCCUUUGA
This is a messenger RNA of Perkinsus marinus ATCC 50983, 699 nucleotides long. RefSeq lists its product as hypothetical. The record is from RefSeq and is a predicted model, not a curated record. Bases 1 to 699 code for a protein of 232 amino acids. The transcript is spliced from 5 exons. NCBI's taxonomy places the organism in Eukaryota, Perkinsozoa, Perkinsida, Perkinsidae.